This is a messenger RNA of Saccostrea cuccullata (small rock oyster), 1120 nucleotides long. RefSeq lists its product as uncharacterized. Lineage: Eukaryota; Metazoa; Mollusca; Bivalvia; Ostreida; Ostreidae. The transcript is spliced from 6 exons. The record is from RefSeq and is a predicted model, not a curated record. The coding region runs from base 261 to 1094 and encodes 277 amino acids.
UCCUUAGAUCUCUUCUAUCUAUCCAGCAGCACAUGUUUUCAAAACGCAAAGCGAACUAUCUACCGAAACUCUUACAUAAGGCAGUUUUGAGUGAUCGGUUAUAAGGAGUUUUACAAACACGGAGAAUCAAGCUGUAAAAAGAGUGGAAAGAUCUCAAGAGAAAUUUUUGGACAAUGGGUUCUUGGUUUCUUCAGCUGUUUUUUAUCACCUGAAUAUUACCUCAAUGGACCGAAGGGAGUCAUUUCCGUGGAGGUAUUUUUAUGUGGAAACCCACACAAAACGAAAACGAGGUGCUUGUUACAUUCCGAAUGGCAUGGAGACGUUCUUAUAGUGGUGUAACAAUGUGUAAUAAAACAACUAUUGAAGAUGGUGAUGUCAUUGCUGCCCUCGGUGAUGUCAUGUGCUUUGACUGCUCGAGUUUUUCUUCAAAGAUUUCAGAUGUCGGGAUCGUUUGCACUGAUUUCAGUGUCCAGGAAGACUGGACGCAAGGAGAACGCAGCUUUGUGCAUACUCUCCAGGAUAAGUCUGCUCAAAUUGGAUUCACAGGAGGAGGUUGGAUAUCGCUUGUAUCUGGGGGAGGCAGUUGGGAAAUGCGAACAACUAUUGACUUAAACCGGCGACGUGACACCGGAAAAAUUAAUUCAUCCCCAGUCUCUGCAAUGCCUCCGAUUAUACGUCUACAGCAUGGAUGUGAGCACAACAUAACUAUACCAGUUUAUGACAAAGAUAAUGACACAGUUCGAUGUAGAUGGGCAGAGUCCUCAAAGAGUGAAUGUGGGGGAGUGUGUAGGUCUUUUCCAAAUUCAUUUCUCGACGAGAAACGAUGCGAGAUUUCAUACACUGCCAAAAACGAAACUGGCUGGUACGCUGUUGCCAUUCAAAUUGAAGACUUCAGCCCCUUAAACACCACACAUGCGCUUAGUAGUGUUUCCCUUCAAUUUCUGGUGAACGUUUUCUCUUCUGAUAAACCUUGUCAAGACAAACCAAAGUUUGUUAUGCCAACACGUCUAGAUGGUGCAUGUGUCGGUAUUCCAAUCAAUUCUACUUGGACAGAACAAAUCAUAGCUCGGAGCGGGGCAGACGGAGUAAAGUGAGAUUACAUCAAAUACCUUUUACUCAC